CUGGCCUCCCCCGGCGCUCCGCACUCCCCGCCGGCCGCAGCCUGACACGCCGUGCGGCCCCCCCAGUCUCCCGCGGCCGCCUCCCCCAGGCAUGGCACAGGGCCUCUCCUCACUAUGGCAGCAGCACGGCAUAGCACGCUCGACUUCAUGCUCAGCUCCAAAGCUGAUGGUGAGACUAUCCUAAAAGGCCUCCAGUCCAUUUUCCAGGAGCAAGGAAUGGCAGAGUCGGUGCAUACCUGGCAGGACCAUGGCUAUUUUGGCAACCUACACAAACAAAAAUGGCAGCUUGCCAACUUGAGAAUUUAUCCACAUGGACUGGUGUUGCUGGACCUUCAGAGUUACGACAGCGAUGCACAGGGCAAAGAUGAAAUUGACAGCCUUCUGAACAAAGUAGAAGAAAGAAUGAAAGAAUUGAGUCAGAACAGCUCUGGCCGGGUGAAACGAUUACCACCCAUAGUUCGAGGAGGAGCCAUUGACAGAUACUGGCCCACUGCUGACGGGCGCCUGGUUGAAUAUGACAUAGAUGAAGUGGUGUACGACGAAGAUUCCCCUUAUCAGAACAUUAAAAUCCUGCACUCAAAGCAGUUUGGAAAUAUUCUCAUUCUUAGUGGGGAUGUUAAUUUGGCAGAGAGUGAUUUUGCAUAUACCCAGGCCAUCAUGGGAAGUGGCAAAGAAGAUUACACUGGCAAAGAUGUACUGAUUCUGGGAGGUGGAGAUGGAGGCAUAUUAUGUGAGAUAGUCAAACUGAAACCAAAGAUGGUCACUAUGGUAGAGAUUGACCAAAUGGUGAUUGAUGGAUGUAAGAAAUUUAUGCGAAAAACAUGUGGUGACGUCUUAGACAAUCUUAAAGGAGACUGCUAUCAGGUUCUCAUAGAGGACUGUAUUCCAGUACUGAAGAGGUACGCCAAAGAAGGGAGAGAGUUUGAUUAUGUGAUUAAUGACUUGACAGCGGUUCCAAUCUCCACAUCUCCAGAAGAAGAUUCCACAUGGGAGUUUCUCAGACUGAUUCUUGACCUCUCGAUGAGAGUACAACAAGAUGGGAAGUACUUUACACAGGGGAACUGUGUCAAUUUGACUGAAGCCCUGUCACUCUAUGAAGAACAGCUUGGGCGUCUGUAUUGCCCUGUGGAGUUCUCCAAGGAGAUUGUCUGUGUCCCUUCAUACUUGGAAUUGUGGGUAUUUUACACUGUUUGGAAGAAAGCUAAACCUUGAAGAUGAAGCGCCCUCAUCAGCUGCGACCAGCCUUCCUGACCUCCACCUUCUGUAUAGAAUAUCCAAACGAGUCAGGCAAAUCAAUUGUGAAUUCCUUCAAGUUUUCUCUUUUUAGUAAUUAUUUUUAAUUUAAAAAAGCCAAUGGGGAAAAAUGUAUAUUUUGAUGAGCUAGGGCGUUCAUUUUUUCUUUUUUGCAAGUCAGUUGAAGGACAAUUAGACAGAAAGCAAAGACUACAAUGUGCACUGACCCCCCCCCCCCCCAGAAUGUGAUUUUUGUUACUUUUUAUUUCUGUGUGGGUUUUUUUGUUGUUUUGUUUUGGUUUGGGCAGAUUUUCAAUUUGGACAUUUGGAGGAAUGAACAUCUUUGUUUUGUUCUGGAGGGAAGUUCUUUCCCACAAAAUUGACUUAGGUAUGAAAUUUGGUGCUUUUAAGAGAAAGAGUUCAAAAUGAGUAGGAAUGCUUCAAUUAAAACUACAAAAGAGAUA
This is a messenger RNA of Perognathus longimembris pacificus (Pacific pocket mouse), 1697 nucleotides long. It is a transcript of the gene Sms, whose product is annotated as spermine synthase. Gene Ontology annotation, biological process: spermine biosynthetic process. The record is from RefSeq and is a predicted model, not a curated record. Gene Ontology annotation, molecular function: spermine synthase activity. NCBI's taxonomy places the organism in Eukaryota, Metazoa, Chordata, Mammalia, Rodentia, Heteromyidae.